Molecule: messenger RNA, 723 nt
Organism: Gryllus bimaculatus (two-spotted cricket)
Lineage: Eukaryota; Metazoa; Arthropoda; Insecta; Orthoptera; Gryllidae
Source: the annotation of a GenBank genome assembly
AUGACGCAAGGAAGGAACCGCCCGUUCGGGGUAGUGGUCUCAAUUUCUAUGUGGGCACGCGGGAUGGGCACGUGGGACGUGCCGGCGGAGCGUCCGGUCACGGGUAGGAGCGAGGGGGUGGGCAGCGGGGGCGGGGGUGGCGAGCGGCAAUGGAGCGACGGGGCCCUGGGGGCGGCUGCGGGGGUGCGCGAGCGCCAUUUCGAUCACAGGGGCGGCGACGUGUCGGCCGCCGCCGCCGCCGCCGCCGCCUCCGCCUCCCCCGGGGCCGCGGGGCCAGUACAUCCGCCGUCAUGGCUUGGAACUCGCUGUGAUGAAACGGCGGGCAUUGUGUCGCAGGUAAACAGCCGCGCCUGUCGCCUCAUGACGUGUUUACCUUUACGAUUGAGCCUUUGCAUUAUAGAAUCAACAAGACAAACAUCUGCUGCAUCAGAACGGAAAUUAAGAGAGAGGAAUUGCUGUGGCGGCAGAGGAAUUGUUGUGGCUGCAGAGGAAUUGUGGUGGCUGCAGAUGAAUUGUUGUGGCUACAGAGGAAUUGUUGUGGCUGCAGAGGAAUUGUUGUGGCUGCAGAGGAAUUGUUGUGGCUGCAGAGGAAUUGUUGUAGCUGCAGAGGAAUUGUUGUGGCGGAAGCAGGACGACCCGCUGCACCGCCGGCGUGUCACUGACGGUCAUCCACAACAUCCAGGAUCCAACUCAGGUCCCAACCAAGAAAUUCUGAAUGAAUAG